AUGGAGCAAACCACCGUCGCUGCUAAGUACGCCGAGAGAGGAGUCCUCACCGGACACAACGGUCCAGUCACCGCCAUCGCCUUGUCUGCUGACAACCCCGACAUUAUCUUGUCUGCCUCCCGUGACAAGACCGUCAUGGUCUGGAAGCUCACCCGCGAGCAGGACACCUACGGAGUGCCAUUGAGAUCGCUCACUGGUCACAGCCACUACGUCCAGGAUGUCGUCAUCUCCCACGACGGUCAGUUCGCUCUGUCCGGUUCAUGGGACGGAACUCUCCGUCUCUGGGACAUCAACUCUGGUGCCACCACCCGUCGUUUCCAGGGUCACGAGAAGGACGUCAUGUCAGUUGCCUUCUCCUUCGACCACCGUCAAAUUAUCUCUGGCUCCCGUGACAAGACCAUCCGUGUCUGGAACACCAUUGGUGAGUGCAAGUACGUCCUUUCUGAGGACGGCCACACCGAGUGGGUCAGCUGCGUCCGUUUCUCGCCAAACUCCCCAACCAUCGUGUCUGGAGGCUGGGACAACAAGGUCAAGGUCUGGGACAUCAAGUCCUACAAGGUCUCCCGUACCCUCGAGGGCCACACCGGCUACAUCAACACCGUCACCAUCUCCCCAGACGGAUCGCUCUGUGCCUCUGGUGGCAAGGACCAGUUUGCCUGCCUCUGGGAGCUCCAGACCGGCAAGGACUUGUACAAGUUGGAUGCCCGCAACACCAUCAACGCUUUGGCCUUCUCGCCAAACAAGUACUGGUUGUGCGCUGCCACCGACGACAAGAUCAUCAUCUGGGACCUCUUGACCAAGUCCGUCCUCAUUGAGAUCGUCCUCCCCAAGCCAGCCAUCGCUGCCGACUCCAAGAGACGUCGUGAUACCAAGGCCCCAGCCUGUAUCUCCCUCGCCUGGUCCCCAGAUGGAACCACCCUCUACGCCGGAUACUCUGACCAUUUGAUCCGUGUCUACCACAUCUCCUCUUAA
Acytostelium subglobosum LB1 is the source of this 972-nucleotide messenger RNA. RefSeq lists its product as hypothetical. Gene Ontology annotation, molecular function: translation regulator activity; ribosome binding; protein kinase C binding. Gene Ontology annotation, biological process: rescue of stalled cytosolic ribosome; positive regulation of protein phosphorylation. Lineage: Eukaryota; Evosea; Eumycetozoa; Acytosteliales; Acytosteliaceae. The coding region runs from base 1 to 972 and encodes 323 amino acids. Gene Ontology annotation, cellular component: nucleus; cytosol. The record is from RefSeq and is a predicted model, not a curated record. The transcript has a single exon.